Mauremys reevesii (Reeves's turtle) is the source of this 1255-nucleotide messenger RNA. It is a transcript of the gene CEBPB, whose product is annotated as CCAAT enhancer binding protein beta. The transcript has a single exon. NCBI's taxonomy places the organism in Eukaryota, Metazoa, Chordata, Testudines, Geoemydidae. The record is from RefSeq and is a predicted model, not a curated record. Bases 254 to 1222 code for a protein of 322 amino acids. Gene Ontology annotation, biological process: regulation of cell differentiation; DNA-templated transcription; regulation of transcription by RNA polymerase II. Gene Ontology annotation, molecular function: RNA polymerase II cis-regulatory region sequence-specific DNA binding; DNA-binding transcription factor activity, RNA polymerase II-specific.
AAAGGAACUUUCCUAAGUCAGAGACUUUAGGACUCGGGACCUAGAACCAGAUGGUCCGGAGGAGAAGCAGCAGCCGCCGCCGCAGCAGGAUCUGAGCCAGCCCAGGUGGGCAGCACAGCUGGGAAGCCGGACCCAGCGCUAGAGACUGAGGCAGGAGUUGCAGGCCCCCCACGUCACCUUUGGCAGCUUGAUCCUGUGGCUGGGGGGCCCCCCCUGCGCUGUCUCCUCCUCCCUGCACCCCCCCUUUGCUUUCAUGCAACGCCUGGUGGCCUGGGACCCAGCAUGCCUCCCCAUCCAGCCGCCCGCCUUUAAAUCCAUGGAAGUGGCUAAUUUCUAUUACGAGGCGGACUGUCUGGCUGCUCUGAGCAAGGUGCACCCGCGGGCGGCAGGGGGCCGCUCCAUGUCUGAGUUCACCGUCGGGGACCACGAGAGAACCAUCGACAUCAGCCAUUACCUGGACCCCUUAGCAUCCCAGCCGCCGCCGCCGCAGCAGCAGCCUCCUCCCGCAGCAGGGGGCAACUUUGAGCCUCCCUGCAGCAGCAGCAGCAGCCAAGAUUUCCUCUCCGACCUCUUCUCCGAGGACUAUAAAGGCGGCAGCAAGAAGCCCGACUACACCUACAUCAGCCUGCCCAGGCACGGCCACCCGGGCGCCGGCCAGGGCCACAAGCCGGGGGGGCUGCUGACCUGCUUCCCGCCCCAGAUCGUGGAGACCAAAGUGGAGCCGGUCUUCGAGUCCCUGGACUCUUGCAAAGGGCCCCACAAGGAAGAAGGGGGCGCGGGGCCGGGGGGCAUGUCCUCCCCCUACGGCAGCACCAUGCGCUCCUACCUGGGUUACCAAUCGGUGCCAAGCGGCAGCAGCGGCAACCUGUCCACGUCGUCCUCUUCCAGCCCCCCCGGCACCCCCAACCCGUCCGAUUCCUCCAAAUCCGGCGGCGGGGGCUACGCCGGGACCCCUGGGGGCAAGAACAAGUCCAAGAAGAGCGUGGACAAGCACAGCGACGAGUACAAGAUCCGCCGGGAGAGGAACAACAUCGCGGUGCGCAAGAGCCGGGACAAAGCCAAACUGCGCAACCUGGAGACGCAGCACAAAGUCUUGGAACUGACCGCCGAGAACGAGCGGCUGCAAAAGAAAGUGGAGCAGCUCUCCCGGGAGCUGAGCACCCUCAGGAACUUGUUCAAACAGCUGCCCGAGCCCCUGCUGGCCACAUCUGGCCACUGCUAGCCCCGCCGCUGGACACUGCUAGAGCCGCAGUGG